UUUUUUUUUUUUUUUUUUUUUUUGCUGGUGCGAUUUUAGAGUUGGGACCCAAACGCAAAUGCGCCAUUCCCCUUUAUGAGACGCCUUCAGAUAUUGGGUUUUUGCUUAUUGUAUCCUGCUCCUUUUAAUCAACACCAAGUCUCGAGUCCAGUCUCCUCCAACUCUUAACUGACAUCGUUUACUUACUUAGAGCCUUGAAUAAAUAAAUCGGGUCGGUCCCAUAAUUGCCACUUCUCCCUAAUUUUCAUCAUCGGCAGUAUAUCCCCCCCUUUGCGUAUUUUCUUUUUCAUCAAACGAGCAACAUCAUCAUGUCGUCGGGUUCAUCUACGUUAGUAGGAUCCUUGCCGACCUCCCAAAGGAAUGACUUGCCUCCUCGGGAGCCGCGUCAAAGGUUCGCCAAUUUUUUACAUCGCAGUAAGAAACAAUGCACAAUUAGUGCCCGGGAUAAAGGCGAUAAGGAUGACGAGAAGACGAAAACUGCACCGUGUGCGGGCUGCAAUGCAAGCUACCCCUUCAAGCUCGUCAGCUCACAAGGUUGGGCUGGAAACCCCCCGUGCGUUUUCGGGCCAGUAGAGGGAUGCUCGCUCCACAACCCCAAGAGGUUGCCCAUCGCGUGGAACCACCACAUUCCCUCGAAUAAAAAGAAACUCGGCAUCCUCGAGUGGUUGUUUGGAUCGAAAACUAUGCCCGAGUACGACGAGGUCCAAGAGAGUGAGCGCAUAUGGUCGACAUUGCACCGGGACACGUCUACCGUUGACCCUCUUAACCCUAUCUAUGCCCCGAUCUGUUACGCGCUGGCGUACUAUCACUUGUACUGGGUCCGAAGUGCGGGGACACUGGAAGCGCAAAUGAGUCGAGCCGCCUCUCUCUCGUGCUGCGGGUUGGUGCCUGGCAACGGAAGAUCGCGGCCCGACUUUUACUAUUUCAACACACCCUGGUGGUACCGAAACAGAUUUCUCUUAAAGCAAGCUGUACGCUUCUCCAUAACGCCGAAGAAGCGAGACCCGGUGUAUAGAUGGGAGCUCCGUCUUCUCGACUGGCGGCGGGAGGUAUGGUCGUUCAAGAUAUGUCCGCACUUUCGGCACCGGUUUCUGGACUACAGCUUCAGGGAAAAACGAGGCCUAUUGAAGGCGUGUAUGAGGUAUCGGACAACCCGGUUAUACGCGCCUCUCGACAAGUCAGUGCUGGAUACAUAUUGGUGCAGCUUGUACGGGCCGAGCAGACGGGCCUUCAACUGUCCGCACUGCAGCACUGACAGUUGUGUCCAGAUUGACUUGGUCGAAGACAAGAUUAUGGUCAAUGUGAUUGUCUGGAAAGACCUCGGCAACGCCAAGACGCCGUUCGAGCCUCAGUGGGUCACGGCGCUCCGUGAGAAGGACUUCCGGUGCAGACGUUCCAAUGAGGCCGUCAAGGGGGGGUAUGUACGAGAGGCCUGCCGCGAGGCAGAGGAAGAGGAGACAAGGGCACGUAGACGGGCGGAGCGAGCGGGCUGUCUAAAUGUGUUAUGAAUUCGAUGCAAAUCGGUGUAUAAGAUGCACUUACCUACUUACUUACUAACUUAACUGCUGCGUUAUAGGAUAGCUUGAAUGAUAUUAGCGAGGGUACACGCCCAUAUAACUCCAAUUAGUUGAUG
This is a messenger RNA of Hypoxylon fragiforme, 1633 nucleotides long. RefSeq lists its product as uncharacterized. The transcript has a single exon. The record is from RefSeq and is a predicted model, not a curated record. Lineage: Eukaryota; Fungi; Ascomycota; Sordariomycetes; Xylariales; Hypoxylaceae. Bases 309 to 1508 code for a protein of 399 amino acids.